Daucus carota subsp. sativus is the source of this 1840-nucleotide messenger RNA. Its product is annotated as 4-hydroxy-3-methylbut-2-enyl diphosphate reductase, chloroplastic. Gene Ontology annotation, biological process: isopentenyl diphosphate biosynthetic process, methylerythritol phosphate pathway; dimethylallyl diphosphate biosynthetic process. Gene Ontology annotation, molecular function: 4-hydroxy-3-methylbut-2-enyl diphosphate reductase activity; metal ion binding. The transcript is spliced from 10 exons. The record is from RefSeq and is a predicted model, not a curated record. Bases 234 to 1583 code for a protein of 449 amino acids. Lineage: Eukaryota; Viridiplantae; Streptophyta; Magnoliopsida; Apiales; Apiaceae.
GUACUCCAUAUAAGUUAGCAGUCUUUCUUCCUGAGCUUUGUCAAACGGGGAAUCUACAGAGAAGUUGAUCCAUUUUCACAAUACGCCAGCUACUCCCCAUCUCCCUCGCUAAUCACAUUUUUGUCACUUUAAACCCCUAUUUUUUAUUCCUAUAAAUCUAAUUCGCUUAUUCUCUCUUGUUAUUUCCAUUUCAUCCAGCUACCCCCAAUCUCUCCUCUCUCCCAGCAUUCAACAUGUCAAUCUCUCUGCAUCUCUCCCGCUUCUCCCCCGCCGACGUCUUCUCGCCGGAAUUGAAGCGCCUUCCUUGCCGAAAACUUGUCUCCUCCGUCAGGUGCGGCGCUACUUCUGAGUUCGAUACUAAGGAGUUCAGGAAGAAUUUGACUCGAAAGGCGAAUUACAAUCGCAAAGGCUUUGGACGCAAAGAUGAGACGCUCGAAGAUAUCAAAAAAGAGUAUAACAGUAACAUCUUACAAACUCUAAAGGAAAAUGGGUAUGAAUACACAUGGGGAAAUGUUACUGUAAAACUUGCAGAAUCAUAUGGAUUUUGCUGGGGUGUUGAGCGGGCAAUCCAGAUCACUUACGAAGCAAAGAAACAGUUCCCAGAAGAGAAGAUAUGGAUCACAAAUGAAAUUAUUCAUAAUCCUACAGUUAGCAAGCAAUUUAAGAAUAUGAAUAUCGAGGAUAUCCCAAUUGAGGGUGGAAAGAAACAAUUUGAGGCUAUUGAUAAGGGUGAUGUUGUGCUACUACCUGCUUUUGGAGCUUCAGUUGAAGAGAUGCGGGUCUUGGAUAACAAAAAUGUACAAAUAGUUGACACAACUUGCCCAUGGGUAUCCAAGGUUUGGAAUUCUGUUGAAAAGCACAAAAAGGGGGAAUACACUUCCAUCAUCCAUGGUAAAUAUUCUCACGAGGAGACUGUAGCAACUGCAUCUUUUGCAGGAAAAUAUAUUAUUAUUAAGAGUAUGGCAGAGGCGACAUACGUGUUUGAUUACAUUCUUGGGGGUGAGCUUGAUGGAUCUAGCUCAACUAAAGAGGCCUUUUUGGAGAAAUUCAAAAAAGCAGUGUCUAAGGGUUUCGAUCCGGACUCUGACCUGAUAAAAGUUGGAAUUGCAAACCAAACUACAAUGCUGAAGGGAGAAACGGAGGAGAUUGGGAAAUUAGCGGAGAGGACAAUGAUGCGCAAAUAUGGUGUAGAAAAUAUCAACAACCACUUUAUGAGUUUUAACACAAUCUGUGAUGCUACCCAAGAGCGACAAGAUGCUAUGUAUAAGCUGGUGGGAGAUAAGCUAGAUCUUAUGUUAGUUGUUGGCGGCUGGAAUUCAAGCAACACAUCACACCUACAAGAAAUUGCAGAGGAAUAUAAAAUACCAUCCUACUGGGUGGAUAAUGAGACGAGAAUAGGUCCUGGAAAUAAGAUAGCGUAUAAGUUAAUGCACGGCGAACUGGUUGAAAAAGAAAACUGGUUACCUGAAGGCCCUAUAACAAUAGGUGUAACUUCUGGUGCAAGUACCCCUGAUAAGGCUGUCGAGGAUGUCCUUGUAAAGAUAUUCGCUCUCAAGGGCGAAGAAUCUCUUCAAAUGGCAUAGACUACUGCAGAAUUUAUGUGCGAGACUGUGGUUGUUAAUAUAUCUAGCCAGAUACCGGAUGAAUAAUUCUGAUCGUGUUGUAUCACGCCAUGUGACAUUAGCAUAUUAUACAUAUAUCAAAAGAGAGCAUCUGUUGUAAGUUGAAAGCUACCCAACUCUGUAGGGGGAUGUUUUCAUAUGGUUCUAUCUGUGUUUUUAUAUAUACCAUUGGCCUGUUCGGUCAGUAUUAAUAUAUGGACACACGAGUUUGAAUUUUA